Messenger RNA from Lodderomyces orthopsilosis Co 90-125, 357 nucleotides. It is a transcript of the gene MRP17, whose product is annotated as mitochondrial 37S ribosomal protein bS6m. Lineage: Eukaryota; Fungi; Ascomycota; Pichiomycetes; Serinales; Debaryomycetaceae. Gene Ontology annotation, cellular component: ribosome; mitochondrial small ribosomal subunit. Bases 1 to 357 code for a protein of 118 amino acids. Gene Ontology annotation, molecular function: small ribosomal subunit rRNA binding; structural constituent of ribosome. The record is from RefSeq and is a predicted model, not a curated record. The transcript has a single exon. Gene Ontology annotation, biological process: translation.
AUGUACUACGAAUUAUUUGCUAUUGCUCGUAUUACAGACCCACUACAUGUUACAAAAGAAGCUACUAAGAUUGCUUCCACCGUUGGUAAAUUGAUAUUAAACAAUAGAGGUAUUGUUAGAGAUAUAACGAGUCUUGGAGCCAAACCAUUACCUAAAAUCAUAUCAAAGGAACAAGAAAGACAUUUCCAGGGAUACCACUUUUUAAUGGGGUUUGAUUCAUCGAGUAAAGUGCAAGCACAAUUGUUGAGAACGUUGAGAAAAGAUCCGAGAAUAUUACGUGCUAGUAUAAUCAAGCAUGAUUUGAGGAAGAAUUUGAAUCCGGGUACAUCGAUAGACCAAGCGUUGGGUGUUAAUUAA